Molecule: messenger RNA, 732 nt
Organism: Kwoniella shivajii
Lineage: Eukaryota; Fungi; Basidiomycota; Tremellomycetes; Tremellales; Cryptococcaceae
Exons: 5
Coding region: 1-732 (243 amino acids)
Biological process (GO): positive regulation of DNA-templated transcription, elongation; mRNA export from nucleus
Cellular component (GO): THO complex part of transcription export complex
Molecular function (GO): mRNA binding
Source: RefSeq, a predicted model, not a curated record
AUGGUCUUACCAAAAACGAUUUGUCCUCCGUCACCUCUUGAUCCCCUCUUACUUCUUCCCAUUCCCACCACACUCCCUUCGUCUCCUAUAGGAGAUCUUGAUCCCCUCCUAUCGUCAUUACAAUCCCACCUUGAUUCCUCUUCAGACUCGCACAUACCCAUUACGGCACUCACCUCAACCAUAAGGCAAAUCACAAGGAAGUCACAGAUACUUUUAAAUGCAGCUAGAGCUGGUGCAGCACAAGCUAGAGAUGAGCUAGAUAAGGUAGAUGAGGAAUUAAGAGGUGUGGAGUACGAAAGAGCAAGAGUCGGUGACGAGAUUCUGAGAUGUAGUGAAUAUGCACCUGCAUACGAAGAAAUGGAUUUACCUUCCCCGGAGGACUUCUUGGCACAAGCUGAUGAGUCUGUUCUAAAAACUCUACCGUCAAAAGACAGUGAAGAUUACGAGCAUGAAUUGACUAUAGCUAGACUCGAACAAGAAUUGAAAGAGAUUGAAAAGCGAGAAGUUCAGGUUGCUCAAUUAACCAAGGAUCGAGAUAUACUGAUUAGAACCAAGAAAGAGAUCAAGCUGAGAUUUGAUGCUGUUGAUAUACAUCUAGGUGGAUUCGCAAGGUCCGCCAAUGCAGUUGCUAGUAAACUCAAAGAUGUCGCUGAGCUCCCAACGUCUGCGCCAGUAAUCGCUGGAUCACCAUUAUCGGUUUCUCAGGAGCUGGCAACUUCCACUUCCACAUAG